Lachancea lanzarotensis is the source of this 1176-nucleotide messenger RNA. It is a transcript of the gene HAT1, whose product is annotated as LALA0S08e05138g1_1. Lineage: Eukaryota; Fungi; Ascomycota; Saccharomycetes; Saccharomycetales; Saccharomycetaceae. The record is from RefSeq and is a predicted model, not a curated record. Gene Ontology annotation, molecular function: histone binding; histone H4 acetyltransferase activity. Gene Ontology annotation, cellular component: nucleus. Gene Ontology annotation, biological process: subtelomeric heterochromatin formation. The coding region runs from base 1 to 1176 and encodes 391 amino acids. The transcript has a single exon.
AUGGAUGCAGCCUGUCAGAUGAAGCCCGAAGCCUGGACGAUAUCGUCCAAUGAGGCAUUGAAGCUUUCUCUGGUAGAUGAGAACGGUGCGGUGCAGUUUUCACCUAUUUUUACUUACCCAAUAUUUGGCGAUUCCGAACAAGUUUUUGGAUACCAGAACCUUCAAAUGUUUUUGGCCUUCGAUUCAAUAACAUUCAAGCCUUUUACAAAUGUGAAGUUUGGUGCCAAGCUACUGGAUACUGUGGACGAUGUGCAAGAUAAAUUAUUGCAAUUCCUUCCCAAAGAUGUCAUUGUUAAAGACGAAGAGAAAUGGGUCGACGCGUUCAGUAAAGAGCGCGAGUCCUUCGUAUUACCAGAUGAUACAAACAGAAUUCAUUCUUACAAAGAUAACGGCGAUAAUUAUGCUAUCUUCAAGGUUAACCUCCAAGACUCAAACAUUAAAACCUUACAUGAUCGAAUGCAAAUUUUUGCUUUACUUUUCAUAGAGUCCGCAUCCUUCAUAGAUGCAGAUGACGAUGGAUGGGAGAUAUUCUUGUCUUUCAAUUUGCGGACGAAACAAUGCGUUGGUUACUGUACCACAUAUCGAUACUGGAAGUACAGAGGAAGUAGCCGCUUUGAUGAAGAUCCUGAAAUUUAUACUACAGCUAAGAUUUCUCAAUUUCUAGUGUUUCCUCCAUAUCAAGGCAAAGGGCAUGGUGCUGCACUUUACGACGCCAUAAGCAACACUUGGCUUGAAGAUCCUAGCAUUCUCGAGAUAACAGUUGAAGAUCCAAAUGAAAGCUUUGAUGUCCUCAGAGAUCGUUGUGAUUUUCGCAGGCUUCUCGCCGGUGAAUUUGGUAGAAGCAUUCCACAUGAGCUACCUAUCAGCGAGGAAUGGAUACAUUCACAGCAUGCAAAGCUAAAGCUAGAAAAAAGGCAGUUCAUGCGGCUAAUUGAGAUGUUUCUCAAACACAAGUUGUCAAGUAAUUUUCGUUUACAAGUUAAGAAAAGACUGUACGAAAAGAACUUUGAACUUUUGAGAGAUCUUGACGUGUCAGCGAGGAAUGACAAAUUGGAGACAGCCUUUCAAUCAAUCGACAAGGAAUAUGAAGAUGUGAUUUCUAGCGUAAUGCAGAGAAAGAGAUCAUUCCCCGGUGAAUCAGGACUACCCAGUAAAAAAAAUAAACUAAAUACAUAA